Messenger RNA from Porites evermanni, 570 nucleotides. The record is from the annotation of a GenBank genome assembly. Lineage: Eukaryota; Metazoa; Cnidaria; Anthozoa; Scleractinia; Poritidae.
CCAUUGUCACCCGAGGGCUUCGAAGAAAAUCAACCAGAGCCUGUAAAACAGGUUAUAAGAGAAAUCCAACAGCAUUAUUCACGAGGCCGCAAUCGUUCGUUGCUGGUAGGCUCCCGCUCAUGGCUUUCCUGUAUUACAAAAGCCGAGAUUUACAGUGAAGAGGCUGAUGGCAUUAUCUGUGACCUGUUGCUGUUUGAUCAAGAGCUCGGAGGACUCCAUCUCUUUACCCUUUGCACCAGUGGAACAGAAACAGAGUCGUUAUCCUACGCCCAAACGACAGCUAAAGUUAUAAAGAGAGCUCUUGUGGUUAAUGGUGGCUGUUAUGAAAAGUUCUACAUCAGCUACCACUUGGUAUCUUGCACUGCAAAGUCGGCUGUGCCGCUUGAUGGAUUACUAUCUCCAGAUGAUCGAUACCCUGUGGAUUAUCAGCUAGAAACUCCACGAGGAAAAGUCAAGGAAGUUCUGAAAUCGCUUGUCAUCGUAUUGGCAAAGGUCCCCUCUGUCCUUUCCAAUAAACAGGGUAUCAGCUUCUUUAAUCUUUUGACCGUGGAACAAUUCCAGCUCUUCCAC